AUUCAUUCAUAAUAUAUAUAUUACAACUACAUAGUUUAUCACACACACAAAAAAAAAAUCAUGAGGCCACACAACAUUUUUCUCCUCAUAUUAGGCCUUGCUACUUACAUUACUUUCAUUUCUUUAAAACAACAACCUCAUCAUUAUAACCACUACUACUAUUUUGGUAACAACAUCUAUAACAUCCACAUUAUCAAUGGCUUCACCAACAAUUCAUCUCUCCCAUUGAUAGUAUGGUGCUCGUCCGAUGAUGACUCCGGUGACAUCGGGGGACGUGCCCUCCAAGAACGCGAUGAUUUUAGUUGGAGUGUCGAAACGAAAUUUUGGAAGAACACUAUGUACUUGUGUACAAUGAAAUUGGAUCAAAAAAGGAGGAAAUUUCAAGCAUUUCAUGGAAAUAGAGAUGUUCAAAGGUGCAAUCCUACUAAGCAUUGUUUUUGGUUGGUCAAAGAAGAUGGUUUUUAUUUUAGUAAUGAUGAAAUAUAUUGGCAAAAAGAUUUUUCUUGGAUUUAAGUGAUCUUGAGAUGUAUUUUUGUUAGUCUAUUUUUUUCCCCCUCAUCAUGACGAGAGGUUAUGUUUUUCGAAUGAGUUUAACUUAUAUAUAUCGAGAAUAUAUUCAGUUUUGCGAUUGAGUGUUGUUACGCCAAAUUUUUGAAAACUAAACUUUAAAUUAUUUGAUCAAAAUUCACAAGA
Molecule: messenger RNA, 693 nt
Organism: Solanum lycopersicum (tomato)
Lineage: Eukaryota; Viridiplantae; Streptophyta; Magnoliopsida; Solanales; Solanaceae
Source: RefSeq, a predicted model, not a curated record